UUAUCUCUAUAAAUUCCUGGUUCUUCAGCAUUAUCUUUUCCAUCAUUCAACUCUUUAUCAAGAAAAUUAAACUCACUACUCCAACCAAAAUGGAGAAAACCUCUUUGCAGUUUAUUGACCUCAACUCCAAACCCAUGCACAACCCUUCGGAAACUUCGCAUGAUGAGCUGAUUCAGGAGCUGAGCAGGAUGAAAUGGGAGAACAAGAAGCUCAACGAAAUCCUCGCCGUUGUUUGCAGAAACUACCAUGAUUUCACCAAAAUCGAUUGCGUAGAGGAGCUCUACGCCUCGAGGAAAAGAAAAUCCGACCAGCUGCAAAGCUCCGGCCACAUUUUCCGCGGCUGCUGCGGCGGCGGGGAAUGCUCGCCGCCGGGCAGGCCGAGGGAGAUUAAGUCGAAUACCUCGCGAGUCCACGUGCGAAUCGAUCCGUCGGAUACAAGCCUCGUUGUGAAAGAUGGAUAUCAAUGGAGAAAAUAUGGGCAAAAAGUGACUAGGGAUAAUCCCUCUCCAAGAGCUUACUAUAAGUGCUCCUUAUCCCCAUCUUGCCCAGUCAAGAAGAAGGUGCAAAGAAGCGCCGGCGAUCCAUCUCUUUUAGUUGCGAUUUACGAAGGGCAGCACAACCACCACCCCUCCGGUGCUGAAAUACCGGCGGCGACGGCGGCGGCGGCGGCGGAGGCCCCUGCAGCGGCAGCAAACAGUACUUAUCUGAGUGAUCCGACAAUAUGUAGUCGAAUUGAAAAUGAGGAGAGUGAAAUUCAGCAGGUUUUGGUUGAGCAGAUGGCGUCUUCGUUGACGAGAAAUCACAGCUUCACGGCGGCACUGGUGGCCGCCAUAACCGGCAGAAUAUUGGACGACGGAUCCGAGGAAAACGAUGACAGUUACUCCAUCUCAAGAGUGAUUUCUGAGUAGAAAUUAUCAAUUUGAUCAGUAUUUUUUUUUUUUUUUUUUUUUUUUGGGGGGCGAACGUUGCGAUUAUGGUUGAGAUCUAACUUUGGAUCAUUUUCAGUGCUUGUGAUUAAUAAAAUAAAAAUGAUGUUUUUUUUUUUUUCCUCA
Messenger RNA from Salvia miltiorrhiza (redroot sage), 1052 nucleotides. RefSeq names its product WRKY transcription factor 18-like. The coding region runs from base 90 to 908 and encodes 272 amino acids. Lineage: Eukaryota; Viridiplantae; Streptophyta; Magnoliopsida; Lamiales; Lamiaceae. The transcript has 4 exons. Gene Ontology annotation, biological process: regulation of DNA-templated transcription. Gene Ontology annotation, molecular function: DNA-binding transcription factor activity; sequence-specific DNA binding. The record is from RefSeq and is a predicted model, not a curated record.